Messenger RNA from Labrus mixtus (cuckoo wrasse), 1968 nucleotides. RefSeq names its product lin-28 homolog Aa (gene lin28aa). The record is from RefSeq and is a predicted model, not a curated record. The coding region runs from base 1 to 654 and encodes 217 amino acids. Lineage: Eukaryota; Metazoa; Chordata; Actinopteri; Labriformes; Labridae. The transcript is spliced from 4 exons. Gene Ontology annotation, molecular function: nucleic acid binding; zinc ion binding.
AUGACCGAGAGUGAGUGGGGGUCUGAUUGUUUUUCUUGGUCAUUCCCAACACUUUCUUUUUUUUUGUUCUUUGCAGGAGUGUGUAAGACCGAGGAGGACGAAGGACCGAGCACCGAGGAGGACUCGCAGCCUGUCCGCGGGGUCGGCGUGUGUAAAUGGUUCAACGUCCGCAUGGGCUUCGGGUUCCUAUCCAUGACCAGCCGAGAGGGAGUGCCACUGGACGAACCGGUUGAUGUGUUUGUCCAUCAGAGCAAGUUGCACAUGGAAGGCUUCCGCAGCCUGAAGGAAGGCGAGGCGGUCGAGUUUACCUUCAAGAAGUCAUCAAAGGGCCUGGAGUCACAGCAGGUGUCUGGACCAGGUGGCAUCCACUGUGUGGGCAGUGAACGGAGACCCAAAGGCAAGAAGGUCCAGAAGCGACGUUCAAAGGGAGAUCGGUGCUACAACUGUGGAGGCCUGGACCACCAUGCCAAAGAGUGCAAGUUACCACCACAGCCCAAAAAGUGCCAUUUCUGCCAGAGCAUCGACCACAUGGUUGCCAACUGCCCAUUAAAAGCACAACAGUCCUCGCCAGGUUCUCAGGGAAAACCAUCACCUUCAAAAGAAGAUGAGGAGGAGCAGAGCCACAUGGUAACGGCUCCUGAGACCUCUGAUUAAAUGAGAAGUCGGGCAUCAUCAAAACCGGGGAAGCACAGAGGCCAAUCAAACUACUUUGAUGGUAGAGAUGGGACACAAGACCCCAGUUCAUCUGUCGAGGCUGCUUUUGGAACUACCUCAGGUUAAAAAAAAAAAAUGCUGAUGAAGAAUGUUGCUGAAGUUUUUUUUUAUUGUUUUCAUUUGGUGUUACACUCAGGAAUACUGCUGUAUUAUUGCACUCAGGACGCUUUCUAAAUGUUCGAAUCACUGCUGUGUUUUUGAGGGGAUUGAGAUUGUAGUUACAUACAACGGAUUAUGUUGAUUAGUUUUUCUAGAACCUGAUUUGUCUUUUUAUGAGCCACUUUGUCUCUCCUAUGGGCAUUAUACCUCUUCUGUUUUUGCAGAAUACUUGGUCAGUUUGCAAAGUAUAGAGCGAAACUUUUGCUGCCUUACCAUAUAGUCUUAUAUCACACUGUUACACCUCACCUUCUGUUAAGGCAGAGUGUAACAGUUAAUACCUCUUAAAUGAAUGUUAUGGUGUGUAUUGUAUGUGGAAUGGGAGGGCUUGCAAAAACAAAUGGGAUGUGUUUUAGGGUAUAAAUGCAGGCUAUUGUCAUCUGCCCACAUGGCAAUUGACCAUCCAGUAAUCCUUGGGCCAAGUGAAUGUCAGACCAGAAUUGGUUUUAGCUUUUGGUCAGUUAUUUUUCUUUGAAACAAUACUUUUAACCAGCAUCUUGCUGGCUGUCUAAAAGUGCAGUCUACAUCAUUGGUGCAUGUUUACUCUACUACUUAAACCUCCAUUUCUACUGAUGAUGGUAAACCAGAUACUCUCAAAUUACAGUUUUAGAGGUCGGGAUUUAUUUUGAGAUAAAAUCACAUUAUUUUUUCAUUACAGUUUUAACAUAGCCUUGCCACUAAAACAUUGGUGUGGUCAGAGGUUAGAAUCUCUUGAACCUAUUAUGACAUCAAGUAUGGAUGUGAUCUGGUACCUUCUGCAAAACUCUAGUAUGUAAUGUACUGUGGUAUAAUUGGACCACACUACAUCACAUACUCGGUAUGUCAGAAAAUAUGCUGUAGGUACCAUUUGACCAGGUAAAGCAAGAUUGUAUAACUCACAUCUACUAACAUGAUCAAGCUUGCGCUGUUGCAGAUGUGUUUGGCCCAUUAUCUAUCAGACAUAUUCUUACCAGAUUUAGGAUCAGGUCAACGUUCGAAAUGGUUUAGUAUUUAGCUUCAAAGAGAAAUGUUUUGUAAACCAAGAUGGCUGCUCCUUAAGUGGAAUGUUCUAGAUUUGUGGAUCAAUAUAAGGCAAACUGGGCAAAUGAAAAGUGAUGG